This is a messenger RNA of Penaeus indicus, 1302 nucleotides long. Its product is annotated as leukocyte elastase inhibitor-like. Gene Ontology annotation, molecular function: serine-type endopeptidase inhibitor activity. NCBI's taxonomy places the organism in Eukaryota, Metazoa, Arthropoda, Malacostraca, Decapoda, Penaeidae. The transcript is spliced from 6 exons. The record is from RefSeq and is a predicted model, not a curated record. The coding region runs from base 1 to 1302 and encodes 433 amino acids.
AUGACCGUCACCUGGCAAAUCGUCAUGACCGUCGCAGUCUGGCACACCGCGCACACCGCCCCCUCGCCCAACCCGGCCCCCAGACCCAUCACCCCACGCCCACACCGCGCCCUCGACCCAACCUCAAGUACCGGCGGCCACAGGUUCUCCCGGGCGCAUUUCGAAUUCACACUCGACCUGUACGGCGCGUUGGUCAGGGAAUCGACGGACGAGCAGGCCAACGUCCUCUUCAGCCCCGUGUGCGUGGCGGCGCUGCUCUACCCCCUCCUGCUGAGCGAAGACCAGGUGCUCAGCCAGCAAGUGAGGCAGGGACACACCACCAUGAUGGACAACUUCGAGGACGCGUAUUACCAGGGGAGACUCCACCUCGCUCGCUCGCUCUUCGUCCAGGCGGGGUCUCCUUCGGCUGCCUUCGUCCGAGAGCAGUACAAGGGCCCUGCACAGGAAGUCGAUAUCUUGGGAAAUGCGACUGGGGUGCUCAAAGGCAUCGAUCAGUGGGUUCAAUCCCAGACGGACGGACGGGUGGUCGGAGCAGUGACCGAAGCAGUGACCGAAGCAGUGACCGGAUCAGUGGCGGAACAGCAGGGCGCAGUGGAAGGCCUGGCUGUGGUGGCCGUGUACUACUCCGGCCAGUGGCUUCACCAGUUCCAGCCGAACCUCACUUUCGACAAGGGCCUUUUCUACCCUUCGUCGGAGAGCAGGUUCGAAGUGCCCAUGAUGGUCGGGAAGCUGGAACUGCCCUUAGGCUAUUCACCGGAAAUGGAAGUCCGAAUCCUCGAGCUUCCCUAUGCCUCUCGCCGCGUGUCGAUGUUCGUGUUGUUGCCCGAUGACCCCGACUUCGGCCUCGCGCGGCUGGAGGCGAACUUCACCUCGGAUACCGUCAAGGCGCUUUUCUCCACGCUGAAGGACGAGAGGGUCAACCUGCGCCUGCCGAGGUUCCGCGUUGGCGUGUCUCCCCCCGUGCAGGCGGCGCUGAAGUCCCUGGGCCUCCUUCAGAUCUUCCCUCCGGCGGCGUUUGCGGAGGAAUCGUCCGGCCCGCGCCUCGUCCUGCAUGACACCCUCCACAAGUACUGCAUGACACUCACGCCUUUGGAUGAUGCCGUCCUGGAGGUGCGCGAGGAAGGCGAAGAGACCCCGUCCCCCCAAGGGAGCGGCGGGGAGCAAGUGGGGACCUUCGGCGACAAGUACUUCGAAGUGGACCACCCUUUCUUGCUCCUGGUGUGGGACUACAUCGCCAGCAGCGUCGUGUUCAUGGGCCGAGUCGUUAACCCGGAGCCCAUCGUGGUCGCCGGCGCUAGCUAA